Molecule: messenger RNA, 3720 nt
Organism: Postia placenta MAD-698-R-SB12
Lineage: Eukaryota; Fungi; Basidiomycota; Agaricomycetes; Polyporales; Adustoporiaceae
Exons: 6
Coding region: 1-3720 (1239 amino acids)
Source: RefSeq, a predicted model, not a curated record
AUGCUCUGGCUUCAGAUAGCCAGCCAAAUCGGCAUCGCUAUCUUCACGUUUGUCGUGCAGAUGCAGGUGCCCAACCAUCUAUAUGUACCUGAAAUUGUCGGACUUUUCAUCGACGCGGCUGCCCCGCACUUGGUAUACAUUGCUGAAGAGGUUAAACUUUCAUUCCGGUCCACCCAUCCCACACUUCCGGCUUACCCGACUUGGCAUCUAAUUCCGUCGUCCACCACAGGGGUUUGCAAAGAUAUCAUCCUCUGGACCCCUACGGCCGUCGCUGUUCCCGUCGAGCUGCACCCUCCGGCCGUUGCUACACCAUUUGUGGCGUCGUCGUCGGUGCCUACGAUUUCCACAUCGACGCCCACGUUUACCCAAGCCUCCACAAUCGGGGAUGCGUGGCCGGAAACGCUGACUUGGGACGACGAUGCGAUUGACUUGGACAACCACUUCUGCCCAGCCUACCUUGCAUCCAUGGUCCAUACCUGCUAUCUUCGUCCAAUUCAUAUCGUGGCCGUGGCCGUUACAGUCGCGAUGGUGUGGGGAGUGUACGCACUGAUCAAGAUUUCUAACACUCAACGUAAUGAGAAGAUGGCAUCUACCCACAGUGGUCUGUGGAGAUAUACCCAGGGCAACAUUGUUGCCAAGCUCGUGGGUAUAGUUUAUGGCGGCGCACCAUCGCGGUCAAGAAAGAGCUCUCUGGACCGCGAUGAUGCUUCGCCGACUGUCCCAUGCGCCUCCGCAGACCACGAUCCCGUACCCACCGUCCUCCCACACGCGCACCAAUGCGAUGUCAGUGAAUCGAUGGCAGCGCAUGUCGAGCAACGGACGGCAGCCUUAGUAGCUCACGGUAGUAAUUCCACGCCAGUGUCGUCCAAGUCCUCGUGGGCCCCCAGUCGGAUCGCGCUCAUGCCCGAAGAGGCAUCAAUGGCGCGCACCGCGUACGCUUGCGAGAGAUACGCCAAGGUGUGCGCCGAAGCCAUCAAGAUCAUGGAGUACCACAGCGCUCGCCCGGCCCUAUUGCGAGACGCCAUGGUGAGCGAACGUGAGGGGUUCCUCGCAUUUGUCGAGCAGGAGGUCCAGCGUGCCGUGGGCGUGCAGGCUCAGUGGGAGGAUCGUUGCGCGGAGCUCACAAGGACUUAUGCGGCAAUGACGGCACGGCAGACAGAAGUCAAUUGGACGCUGGCGCUACUGAAGUCGACGCGUGCGCGACUGGACUUGGAACGCGCAGCGAUGAGGAAGGAGCACGAGCAGCGUGUAAGGGUCCGGGAACAAGUGGAACACAAGCGUGCGCUCAUCGAAUCUGAGUGUCUGGAGGCCGAAAAGAAACGCAAGGAAGCCACAUGGAGACGCAUGCGGGCCAUUGUGGAGCGGAAGGAACUGGAGGAGCAGUGCGAGACGUCGGAUAAGGAGCGCUUCCAGCACGAGGCGGCGCGCGCACAAGCGGAGGAGGAACGUGCGAAGGCCGAGCAAACGCGCGCCGAAGCUGUUGCAAAGCGGAUCCAGUUGGAGGAACGGCGCGAGAUGCUGGAGAAGAGACAUGCGCGAAUCAAAGCCGCGCGCAUGCAGGCGGAGGAAGAACGCCUGGAGGCCGAGAGGAGGCACGUACAGGCUAUGGCUGACCGGGUGGCUCUGGGAAAACGGCGGGAGAUGCUGGAGAAGGAGCAUGCUCGCCUAGAGGCCGAGCGUAUGCAUCUGGAGGCCAAGCGUCGGCGUGAUCAGGAGGCGCAGGCAGAGAAAGCGAGGCAUGUGCAGGAUCAGGUGGUGCAUACGGAAGAGAAGGUUCUAUGCGAACGCGGCGUACACACCACUCACGCGGAGCAUCGGGACGCACAGACGGGUCGGGGAGGCCUAUGCGAGGACGGCAUGCAGACCGAUGGUACGCAAGGCGUGCGGGAACAGGACGUGCAGGCUGACGCUGCGGACCAUCUGUGCCACAACGAAGCACAGACUGAUCCAGAAGAGGCGCAGAUUGACCAGGCAGGGAGUGCGCGCGAGCAGGGCGUGGAGACACAACAGGAAGAACUGUUGCGCGAAAGCCACGAACAUAUGCAUCACGACGUCCACGGCAGGCAUCAUUCGGAGACCGAGCAGAUUCAGGAAGGAUCUAUUGAGGGGGAACAACAAGCACAGGCAGACGGCCGCGAUUCUUGGGGUACGCAGGACUCGCAAGACACGAAGCCAGUCGAGCAAGCCGGGCUGGUCGGAUCGGUCGAGCAGGUGAUACAGCCUGUGCAGGACGCACCAGCUCAGCAUGGUGAAAGCUCCGGCCAUGGGUUCACGCUCGACUGCGCCCCUCCACGUCAGCCCACGCCACCCGCAUCACCUUGGCUGCAGGAUCAUCAGCAAGCUGUCCAGGCUGCCCAGGUUUCCCCGUUGCAGGUUGUGGUACGGGCCCCUUCCCCGGAUAAUUCGGCCACCGCGGAAGAGCAGCCCUCGCCCCCGAGUCCAGUUGCUGCAGCAAAUCCCGUCGAUACACCUUCACCUGAUUUUAACGCGGCCUUGACACUCCUGGGGCUUUCAGGCCAACCGCAAGCGCAAGACGUACCCAACGUCCAGGUCGAGAAUGGCGGGAACACAGGGCAAGACGGGCAGCAGCAAGUAGAUGAUGUGAACAUGGAUGCGAUGCCGCAGCUCCAGGGAGGCUAUCAACCCACCCUCGACAGCUCGUACUACCAGCCCAUGCCCCCGCAGUCUUGGCAAGGCCCAUCGAGCACAGCCGGGCCAUACGGCUACCAGUGGGCUGCACAGUCCCUCCCACCGGCUGCUGCAACAGAUCAGCAGUUCAUGGAAUACGAGCCCGCGCCACCGCCUCCCACCGCGUCCCUCAUGCUCAACCAGGCUUCCUCCUCCAGCCGCUAUGUCGCCCCUGAUGUCGUCACCUCGCACUAUGCUGCCCCACGUACGGGCCAGGCACCUGUUUCACCGCCGAUUGCGCCCGGGCCUGAAAUCCUCGAAUUCUUCCAGAAUUGGCUAGCAGCGAACGGCCCGCAAGACCUGCAGGGUGGGCAAGAGAUGCACGCCGAGGAUGGCGACCAUCACGCGGAAGAUGCGCAGUCCCAAGACGAUGAAUUGGAGGUCGAUCUCGGGUAUGACGAUGAUGACGACGACUACAGCGCAACGGCCUACUCUGCGGCGAGUGAUGCUUCCGAAGGUGAUGGUUCCGAGGAUGAUGAUUCCGAGGGCGAUGAUUCCGAGGACGAUGAUUCCGAAGGCAGCACAGAAGAAGGCGACUCGGAUGAGGAUCAUCCGUCACGCCCCGUGGCCCCGCUACCGUCCCGUUCAAGACGCAUACAAGGACAACAAGAGACGGCGCAGUUUCUCCUCAUGGGCCACCCCGCAGGACAGCCGCCGCUUGCUGGCCAAUCCAACGCGUCACCGGUUGCUUGGGGCGCAGAAGUAGACUUCGCCAUUCCGCAGCCAACGUAUGGGCCGCCGCAACCUUGGGGCGCGCCUAUGCUGAUCCAACAUGACCCCUCGCCCGCGGCGUCCAUGAGCACGCCGCCGUCGCGCCCUGACGAGCAUGUGCAGCGCGGACAUCCAGGAGCUGCCGAGUCGAAUGACGUCCCGACAGCAGCACCGAUCGAGCAGAGACCAUUGUCUCUCCAUGACCUCAUGAUGGCUGAGGCUGCCGCGCGGCAGACACCGAGAUCGUCACCUGAAGGCCCAGAGACGGAGGAGCCGGCACAGUAUCCGCCUGGUGAAGACCAAGAGAGUCGGCAAAUGUAG